UGAUUAGAAAGUGUGGAUUUUAUUCUGAUUUUUUAUUCCGGUUCUUGUUUUGUACAAAUAAAAUAAAUAAUUGCAUUUUUAAGUCAAACUUUUUAAAGCCUAUAAAUUUUAGAACGGAUAUUUUUAGAAUUUAACUGAUUGCCCAGUAGCUUCUGUUCGCAAUCAGUUAAUCAAGAGAGGAUAUAAAAUAUAACCUUGAAUUUGUUCUACUAUUUCAAUUUCAAUUUCAAUUUCAUUCCGUCUCACUCUAAAAAUUGUCUCCAACGCCCAUCUUCCGAUUAUGUUUUUUGAUGCGAAAUAGCUAUUGCAAUUCCUUUUUUAUAAGUUUGAUACUUUACCAUAUACUAGUCUUUCAGAUGGUUGUUUGUUGUCUCUGCACUCUAUUUACUUGGGUUUUAUAUUUUGUCGCCGUUGUAGUUGUGUGGAACAUUGUCAGAUAUAUUUUGGAAUUGAUUCCCGAAGGAGGUUCACUUCAAGAUCGUGCUAUUUUAAUCACUGGAUGUGAUACUGGAUUCGGAAGAGAACUUGCGAAGAAAUGUGCAAAAAAUGGAUUUCUGGUAUUUGCAGGAUGUCUUACUACUGAGGCAGCCAAAACAUUGGAAUCGGAAUCAGCAAAUCCACGACUUCGAACUGUGCCUCUUGAUGUAAGCAAAGAUGAAUCUGUUGAGAAGACUGUGGAAUUUGUGAAAAAGAGUUUGGGAAAUCACAAACUUUGGGGAGUUGUCAACAAUGCGGGUAUUUUCUCAUGCUACGGACCCGAUGACUGGUGCAGAAUGAACGAUUACAAAUUGGCUCUUGAUGUGAAUUGUCUUGGAGUAAUUCGAGUUACACAAGCGUUCAAGAAACUAGUGAAAGCCGCGAAGGGAAGAAUUGUGACUGUUACAUCUGUAAACGGAAGGCUCUCAACACCUGCUGCAGGUCCCUAUGUUGUCUCAAAGUUUGGGGCAGCUGCAUACAUGGAUUGUAUAAGGCAAGAGCUCUACAAUUUCGGAGUGAAAGUGAGCAUUCUAGAGCCCGGAAUAUUCCGUACUCCAUUGUUAGAUGAGCAAGCUAUGCUGAAGAGAGUUGAUCAUGUUUGGACACAAAUUGACGAUGAAACUAGAACUGAAUACGGAGAGACAUUUAAAAAUUAUUUUGCAAAAAUGUGGAACAAGACCUACAUCUCCAUGAGCACAACAAAAAUUCAUUACGUCGUUGAUAACUACUAUCAUGCUCUGACAGCAAAAUAUCCACGUCAUCGGUAUUACUGUGGAUGGGAUGCAAUUUUUGUUUACGUUCCAUUGUCUCUUCUACCAACCUGGUGGGCUGAUUAUGUUAUCAGAAGUCUUGGAAAACAAGAGGUUGUUCCAGCAUGUCUUGAGGAUAGCAUGAAGAAGAAAAACUAAAGAACAUUGAUAAUCAAACAUUUUAUACCAAAGUUUUAGUUACUGUAUAUAAAAAUAAAAAGAUUUGAAAAAG
This is a messenger RNA of Caenorhabditis elegans, 1458 nucleotides long. RefSeq names its product Retinol dehydrogenase 7 (gene dhs-20). The record is from RefSeq and is marked reviewed. Lineage: Eukaryota; Metazoa; Nematoda; Chromadorea; Rhabditida; Rhabditidae. Bases 357 to 1385 code for a protein of 342 amino acids. The transcript is spliced from 6 exons.